Molecule: messenger RNA, 234 nt
Organism: Paramecium tetraurelia
Lineage: Eukaryota; Ciliophora; Oligohymenophorea; Peniculida; Parameciidae
Exons: 2
Biological process (GO): modification-dependent protein catabolic process; protein ubiquitination
Cellular component (GO): cytoplasm; nucleus
Molecular function (GO): ubiquitin protein ligase binding; protein tag activity
Source: RefSeq, a predicted model, not a curated record
AUGCAAAUAUUCAUUAAAACUUUGGCAGGCAAGAAGGUCUCAUACAACAUAGAAUCUGAUAAUACUAUUCAAUAACUUAAAAUGCAAUUAUAAGAGAAAGAAGGAAUUAGCUCAGAAUAAUUUAAGCUGAUAUUUAAGGGAAGACAUUUGUAAGAAGAAUGUAAAAUUUCUGAUGCUUAAAUGUAAGCUGGAGACACCGUCCAUAUGGUCAUUUAAUUGAGAGGAGGUUUUUGA